Messenger RNA from Alternaria hordeiaustralica, 765 nucleotides. RefSeq lists its product as uncharacterized. Gene Ontology annotation, biological process: transmembrane transport. The record is from RefSeq and is a predicted model, not a curated record. The coding region runs from base 1 to 765 and encodes 254 amino acids. Gene Ontology annotation, molecular function: transmembrane transporter activity. NCBI's taxonomy places the organism in Eukaryota, Fungi, Ascomycota, Dothideomycetes, Pleosporales, Pleosporaceae. The transcript has a single exon. Gene Ontology annotation, cellular component: membrane.
AUGUCCGACGAAGUCAAGCAAGCACACACCCGGGUGCCGCGCUCUAUCAUAUUCUCGGUCGCAAUGAACGGUCUCAUGCAACUUCUUUAUAUGAUCACCGUUCUCUUUACGAUUGGAGACGUGAAUCGUGCUUCCGUUUCGCCUCUACCAAUCAUCGAAGUCUAUUAUCAGGCCACGGGAUCUGAAGCAGCCACAAAUUUGUUCAUGUUCAUGCUAAUCUACAUAAUCUUUGUAUCGUUCUUCAACAUAUUCGCCUCGGUUUCUCGUCUUAUUUGGGCGUUCUCCAAGGACGAGGGGUUGCCGUUCUCGCACACGUUCGCCAGGGUCCACCCAGAGCUGAGGGUACCGGUUAAUGCACUGUGCCUCAGCGGCCUCUGCGUUUGUAUCCUGGCUCUUAUCAACAUUGCUUCGAGCACUGCUUUCAAUGCUCUUAUCUCCCUUCCCGCAAUGGGCUUGUACCUAUCGUACUUUCUACCCAUAUUGUUCCUUUUCUGGCGUCGGACGAUAAGCGCGAGGCCUCUACCAAUUCCAUGGGGUCCAUUUAAGCUUGGCGCAGCUGGCGCAUACAUCAACGCCGGAGCUUUGUGCUACAUCGUCUUCACCUUUGUUUGGAUGCCACUACCCACUAUCCUCCCUGUGGACAGGUUCAACAUGAACUAUGCGGGACCGAUUUUAGGGGCGAUCAUAUUAGGCGCUGCUGUAGACUGGUCAUGGAAGGGGAGAAAGAGGUUUCAAGUACCAGUUGCGAAUCGAGCAUUUCAGUGA